Molecule: messenger RNA, 831 nt
Organism: Chenopodium quinoa (quinoa)
Lineage: Eukaryota; Viridiplantae; Streptophyta; Magnoliopsida; Caryophyllales; Amaranthaceae
Exons: 1
Coding region: 1-831 (276 amino acids)
Biological process (GO): DNA integration
Molecular function (GO): nucleic acid binding
Source: RefSeq, a predicted model, not a curated record
AUGGCGAAAUGGAUUGAAGCCAUACCCUCACCUACCAAUGAUCACAAGGUUAUGCUUAAGCUCCUAAAGAAGAUCAUUUUUCCUAGGUUUGGAGUUCCGAGGGUGCUAAUUAGUGAUGGAGGCUCCCAUUUCGCCAAAAAGCAAUUUGAAGCUCUUCUCAAGAGGUACGGCGUUCAUCACAAAGUAGGAUUACCUUACCACCCUCAAACUCAAGGAAAAGUGGAGGUCUCGAAUCGUGAAAUCAAAAAUCUUCUUGAAAGGACGGUGAACAAAUCAAGGAGAGAUUGGUCUCUCAAACUUGAUGACACACUAUGGGCUCUUAGGACGGCAUACAAGACUACAAUCGGCACGACCCCCUAUAGGUUGGUCUAUGGAAAGGCUUGUCACUUGUCGGUUGAGUUGGAAUACAAGGCUUGGUGGGCCAUCAAAGAGCUCAAUAUGGAUUUAUCGUUGGCCGGUGAGAAGAGAUUGCUUAAGCUCAAUGAACUUGAAGAGCUUAGAGAUGAUGCUUAUGAGAGCUCAAGGUUAUAUAAGGAGAAGGAAAAAAAAAGUGGCAUGACCAACAUACUCGAAACAAGAACUUUAAGUUUGGAGACAAGGUUUUGCUUUUCAACUCAAGGCUUCGUUUGUUUCCGGGUAAACUCAAAUCAAAAGUGGUCGGGUCCUUUUGUGAUUUCAAAGACUAUUCCUUAUGGCUCCUUUGAGUUAGAUGCGGAUGGUAACAAGUUUAUGGUUAAUGGUCAUUGUUUAAAGCAUUACUUUUGCAAGGAAGAAGUUGGUAUCAUCGAAUGCAUAAUGCUUGAUCCUUUGGAUCCCAAGCCUCCCACUUGA